Caenorhabditis elegans is the source of this 2862-nucleotide messenger RNA. RefSeq lists its product as uncharacterized. The coding region runs from base 44 to 2605 and encodes 853 amino acids. The record is from RefSeq and is marked reviewed. NCBI's taxonomy places the organism in Eukaryota, Metazoa, Nematoda, Chromadorea, Rhabditida, Rhabditidae. The transcript is spliced from 6 exons.
CAGUCUCAAAUUAUUACGUUCUCUUCAAACGAUCGUUGCUGGUAUGCGAAUCAAAUCAAUUAUCAGCAUGAUAAUUCUGCUGAAGAUCGUGAUUUUCGGAAUUAUCACAAAUUGCGUGCAAUGUGAACAUUCAAAUGUAAACAACAUCGAAUCGCUGGAUUACUCAAGUCGUCGUCGUCAGUUUUCGAGAGCUGUAAGCUCAAAGAAUAAUGAAGACCCCGCCACUCUGUUCGAAAAGCUACCUGCUGUUGCUCGUCUCGUCACUGCUAUUGCAAUAAUCAAUGGAUUCUCUGAUGGCUCAAUCCCCGCCGAUCCAGUCAUUGCGGAAUUCUUCAACGUUGACACAGCAAUUCUUCAACAACUAGAGAAGUUCAACAAGGCUUCUGUAGAUAAGUUUGUUGAAAGCUUAAACAGCGCGGCAAUUGACUCAAACGAGGAUACAUUGAAAGUUGAGCAGGCGAUGAUUAAUAUUCAUGAAGUAAAGAUGGCAUGGAAAAAGAUUGGAAGCUUAAGCAACAUACCUGCAAAGAGUACAUUAGAUCCUCUUUCAACUAUCGCAUCUUGGGAUUUAUCUGUAUUGAAAUCAUUUGAUUUGAUCAGCACAUUGCAUUUGAUCGAUUCAGAGAGUCCAUCCGUUUUAGAUUUGAAAAAAAAGCUGGAAACAUUAACUUCCGCUGUCAAGAAACUUCCCACUCCAAAAAAAAUGAAACCUUUCAUUGAUUUACUUAAAAAAUGGACACCUUUCGAUCAGUUUGCGGAUAUCGUUGGGCUGCAUCUAGGCUACUCAAGCAUCUUAAGUUAUCCUCUUACUAACUCCAAGUUUGACAGUAACGCAAACGCUGUUAACAACAUCACUGCAGUAGAAAAAAGCAGCAUUAUUCUGAUGAAGGAUGUCGCAGUUGCACCGUUUUCGCCUGCCAAUCGUAGCUUCACAGCGGGCUUUGCAAACGGAUUUUCCGAUAUAGAAAAGCUCACUAGUGAUUCGAAAGAUCGUUGGCUUCACAGUCUUCUCGAACCGUCUGUUCCUUUGAGUGGCGUCAAAACAUUGACAAACUUUGGUUCUGAAUUGAGAAAACUCGAUGACAAAUGGAGACCAGUUACCACGGAAAAUCAUUAUCACACGAUGAAAAAAAUGUCUGCUCUUCAAAAUCAUCUUGAAAAAACAAUGACAUCAAAAAAAAUUAAAGCGACCGUCGAUAGAAUAAAAGACAACUGCGGUACGGGAGAUGCUGAGGACGGCUUAACAAGAAAAAUCAGAGAAGGAGUUGAUAACGCAGCUUUGCUUCUAAAAACGCUCAAAGCAAUUGAAUUCAUUUCUAAUACAUUAACCAACAAUGUCGUGAAUGAUUUCAAAAAACUUUCUAGCAAUUCCAACUCUUCUGAAAUUCAGAAAAUUGGCACCAUGUUGCGCUCUUUCACUCGAAGUUUAAAAUUGAUCGAGGACCUUCAGCAACAUCUUCAGGAUCGUGUUAAAGGAGCUCUAGAGUUAAAAUUCUUCCACGAUACAAAAAUACCAUCUCUGAUUGCCCACUUCAACUGCCUCAAAAACAGACCCGACGAUACCGAAAAGAUUGCCUCAACUGUAAGAUCGAUCAGGAUUCUUCGAAAAUUGAAGGCAGAUUCGAGUUAUAUCAAUAAUUUCAAUGAGAUGUCAUCUGUUCUGUCGGGAUCCUCACAGUUUAUUGUAUCACUACGCAAAACUGUUGAAGAGUACAAAAAGGAUAACAGUUCCGAAGUGAUUAUUCUGAAAAAACUGAACGCCUUGAAAGAUCUUUCAAAACCGUUUGGUGAUGCCAUUGGAGCACUUGUUUCAAUCAAAAAGGCUAGCAGCGGAUCAGAGUUGGGAACUUUCGUGACAAAUGGAGAGUACACUCAAGAGAUGGUUCCCAGGCUUGGCACUGCGGAGCUCAAAACGCAGUUUGAAAAAUAUUGGGGAGAUUUUGAGGCAACAAAACAACAGGUGGACAUGUUUCGCGCUGAUGCAAGAUAUUGGGAAAAGUCAAUUUCGAUUGAGAAAAACUCAAAACUAUCCGCUUAUGGGCAAAUGUUCAAAGAUUUAGCAGACUUCAAAUCAAUCGAUUUGGAGCUUGAAAACCGAUUGGAGGCUACUGAAGGAUUUAAUGACAAUAAGCUGAAUCCGGAAAUAACACAGCUUGUGGCUGAAUUUCGAGAUUCUCUCAUGAAACUUUCCAAGUUGGACCUUGAUUUUUCUCGCUACAAAUCUGCGUUGAAUAUUAUGCCGGACGUGUUGAAGUCUGUGGAUGGUGGCUUCAAGGGCAAAAGGAUUGCUUUACCUGUUAUUGGAGGUGGAAAUGUCUCGACAACUACAGAGUUUGCAAUUGUUGUUGACACUAAUAGUACUCUUGUGUGCACUGUUACGGUAUUGAUUAUUGGUUCCAUCCUGGGAAUUAUCGCCUUUUUAUGGUGCUGGCGUGAUCAGAAUUGCAUCUAUCAUAAGCUCAGGAGACGGUACGCGAAGCCAACCUAUAACAUGCAGACUGCUCGAGAACCGGAACCGAAUACUCCGAAACCGGCUGCAAGUCAUUCUGACCCGGAACCGAGAGAUUUGUGGCGCGAAGAGAACAAUCUGCACAGCAUUCCGUGAAAGUGCCACCACCUCCACCACCUCCUGUACCGACUGCGCCUCCAGCAAAGACUCCAGAAACUGCGCCUCUUCUUGUCCCAAAGCCAGUUUCCAACGCGGAGAAUGAUGCUGCAAAGCCCACAGAGAGUGUGAAGGCAAGCCCAAAAGAUGCAAAGACCAAUACGGAAAGCGAGGAGACCAAGAUGUUGAGAAGAAGUGAACAGAAGGCCCAGACUGAAUAGAACUAUUUUAUGAAAAAUGAAUUUUGAAAAGGAAAA